Molecule: messenger RNA, 528 nt
Organism: Mobula hypostoma (lesser devil ray)
Lineage: Eukaryota; Metazoa; Chordata; Chondrichthyes; Myliobatiformes; Myliobatidae
Gene: pnhd
Product: pinhead
Exons: 4
Source: RefSeq, a predicted model, not a curated record
AUGGGAUACCACAUGGAAAUUUCGCACUGUGAAACCAGACCAAACCACUCCAAGGUACAACACAACAUAAAUGGAGCACAUUAUCCAGAGAUGUCUCGUGGUUACACACUCUACGUACUGAGGGAAUGUGGUUUGAGAUGUGUACCCACUGAAUUUGACUCAGUUGCGCUGGACAGUCCACAUGGUUUGGAGUUUAUUCAGACUGUGCAAUCAUGGGAGGUGCGAGAGAAUCGCUACAGACUGCCCCAUGUGGAGUAUUACUAUGUGAUCACCAUUAACUCCAGGGGUGAGAAGGAAGAGGAGCUCAAGGAAAUCGAUGUUGGCAGAUGUUUGGGAGUGUGUACUGCAGGAAGUGGGUGUCUCUGAAGGGACAGGCGUAAUAGUGACCAAUGUGUGGCUUGGGAAGAUGGCUCAUCCAAUGGGUACUCUCCUCAGGAAUAUGAAAUUCAUGCAAUCAUGAACAGACAUGGAAAGAUCAGGAACAUCUAUACUAUCAAAUCCUGUAAGUGCCACCGGACAACCUCAUGA